UUUUUAAAAAAAAUUAACAUACACCAUUUAACUCAAUAGACCAUGAAUUUGUUCAUAAGCUACUCUCGCGAAGAAAGCACCCUUAUUAUCCUGAACUCAUGGUUGGGUCUGCCACCAGUGCCGCCGAAUCAGCGAAAAGAUCUCGAUAGAAUUUAGCUGAUUACCUUUAAAUUAGGAAACCAGGUAAAACUUGUAGCAACUGAAGCACUUGCAGGCGCGCUUUCCUCACCACUCUUCCGUCUUCCCUGCAUGCAACGAAGAACGAACCAACAAAAGGAAGCUCCCCACCCCCGCCUCGGUGGUGCCGCCAUCAGUCCAUCACACAUCCCCGUCCCCUCCCGUUUCCCUUUCGCUCCGCUCCCCCUCGCUCGGUCACUCCUCACUCCUCAGUCCUCACUAACAAUCCGCACCAGGACUCAUCAGGGCCGCGCGCGCGCGCCGGCAGCGAUGCGGUGGGACGCAGCCGAGGCCGAGGCGGCCCUCGAGCGGAUCUGGGACCUCCACGACCGCCUCAGCGAUGCCAUCCUCGCCGUCUCCCGCGCGCACCUCCUCCUGCCCGCUCCCCCGCCCCCUCCCGUGCCGUCCGCGCCCUCCGCCAAAGGGGCCCACCGCAUCGGCGUCGGUAGGAACGGGUGCGUCUUCGUCAAGGACGGCGCCGCCGGCGGCGGAGGUGAGGCGCUGGCCGCCGCCGCGGAGGCCCUGGCCGAGGCCAGGAGCCUGCACGCCAUUCGCUCCGCGCUCGAGGACGUCGAGGACCACCUCGAGUUUUUACACACUGUUCAAUCACAACAGCGGGCUGAGCGAGAUGCUGCAAUUGCUAGACUGGAGCAAAGCCGUCUAGUCCUUGCUAUGAGGUUAGCAGAACAUCGAGGAAAGAAGUAUAAAGUAAUCGAUGAGGCCUUGGCAUUUGUUGGUGAAGUGAGUGACAAGAGUCAAUUUAUCUCACCUGAGGAUGUUCGUGCUACCCAUAGCCGAUCAGAGGAUAACGCAGAUGACAACAGGGGCAGUGGUUCAAGGAUAAUGUCAAACGUGUUAUCUUGCAGUUUAUCAUUAGCCAAGAAUUCAUUUCGACUGGACAAGAUCGGGGGCACUCUCGGUAACGCUGCAGUGUUUGCAGAAGAGAAUCGAGUACAAUCUUCAAUCAGGGAGCUCACAACCGAAUGGGAAAGGAAAACUUCUGGAGGUUUACCUAGCCAGAGGCUGAAGAAUUAUUAAGCUCACGCUGUUGGCUGUACAGAAAGUUUUGACCAAAGCUCAGUUUUGUUGGUUUUGUUAGGGCACUGAUCAUUCUUUACAACGGACUGGACCCUGUUCCAGGCAAAAGGCAACCAUGGAACUGUCUGUCCGGUUCUUUUUGGAUGGAUUUGAAGGAUACCACUUAUUCUAUCUCAAAUUGUAAAUGGUUUUGUGCUUAGAGAUGCAUUGUUUGCAAACCGCGUUCAAGCUAACUUGAACUGCCGUUUUCGUACUGCCUACUUUCUUGCCGUGCUCUUGAGGAGGUGUGGUAAGGUUCAUCGCUUGUGUGGCAAGUUUCGGGAUUGUUGGGGCUACAGUAUGAUCACAUGACAUGCUUUGAGUUGUGAGUACUGACGUUAUUUGCUUUCUUCUGCCUCGUGCUUGAUGAUGCAUCGCUGCUUUGCUUUGUU
This is a messenger RNA of Zea mays, 1646 nucleotides long. Its product is annotated as Plastid division protein PDV1. Lineage: Eukaryota; Viridiplantae; Streptophyta; Magnoliopsida; Poales; Poaceae. The transcript is spliced from 3 exons. Gene Ontology annotation, biological process: chloroplast fission. The record is from RefSeq and is a predicted model, not a curated record. The coding region runs from base 250 to 1215 and encodes 321 amino acids.